This is a messenger RNA of Insectozyma verbasci, 651 nucleotides long. The record is from the annotation of a GenBank genome assembly. NCBI's taxonomy places the organism in Eukaryota, Fungi, Ascomycota, Pichiomycetes, Serinales, Debaryomycetaceae.
AUGAUGAGUAAUAGUACGGCUAAAAGAGACAUAUCAAUAUCUAAAUCAUUAUCAUAUUUACUUAGACACGGAGCAGAGAAAGAAAAUUUAUCAAUUGAUGAAUCAGGAUAUGUUAAAAUAUCACAACUAUUAAAUCAUCAAAGAUUAAAAAGUUUUAAAACUACAUUCGAUGAUAUUAGUCGAAUUGUAAAGAUUAAUGAUAAACAAAGAUUUCAAAUCAAGGACGAUUUAAUAUGUGCUACUCAAGGUCAUUCAAUGAAAAAUAUAAAUAAUGAAAAUUUACAAUUAUUAACUAAAGAAGAGUUAAUCAAUCUCCAUGUUUACCAUGGAACUACAACUUCAAAACUUUCGAUUAUUAAAUCUUCAGGUGGUCUUUCAAGAAUGAAUCGAAAUCAUAUUCAUCUUACAUGUAAAGAAUACUGUACGGUUUCAGGAAUCAAAAAACAAUCGAAUGUUUUGAUAUUUAUCGAUAUUAAUAAAUGUUUAAAUCAAGGAAUAAAGUUCUAUAAAAGUUUAAAUAAUGUUAUAUUAACUGAGGGUGAUGAACAAGGUUAUAUUAAAUGGGAUAAUAUUGAAAAGAUUAUACAAUUGAAUAAUACUCAUAAUAAGGAUAAUUUGCAAGGUAUAGAAUUGAAUAAAGAUGAGAUAUAA